GCCUAUUCGGAGUAGGUUACAUCUGAGGGUGCCACUAUGGAGGAGGAAGAUUGGGACGAGGAGAUCACAGAUGACAACAGGAGCAGCACUAGUGGUGGCGGAGGUGGCAGGAGUGCUUUGCCGCACUUCAAACCCAGCUUCGAAAAGCUGGUGGGUGGCCCUGGGAAUCCACAAAUUAGGGGCAGCUUGUCUACAGGAGCAAAUGAAACCUCAUACAAUUUCAAUCAGAAUGCAACCCCCCCAGGACAUGGUUCCACUGAAAAUGCAGCUCCUUGGGGUCGUACGUUUGGAGGUGUUGGUGGAAAACCAAAUGGAGAAGACAAACCAAUAGGUGGAUUUGGAAGUGGAAGGACUUUUGGAAACAGAGUUACAUCUGGAAAUAGAUUUGAAGAAAGACAGUUUUCAAGCUUUGAGAGAGAAGUAGUUGAUGAUGAUCAAGAAAGCCAGCCAAACAGAGGAGCUCCUAGGAGAGGAGGAAUGAGUGCUGGUGGCAAUAGGGGUGGAAGAGGAUCUGGCAGAGGAGGAUUUGGGCGAUUUGGAAAUGAUGAAACUGAGCAACAAGAUAGAAGACAGACUUUUGGUGGAUUUGGUUCUAAAAGAGGAGGGUUUGGCGCUUCAACUGGUGACUCUGAAAAUAGAGGCAGAGGAGGCAGAGGUGGCUACAAAGGAAGUAACGAAGAAGUAAUCGGAGGUUUUCGAAGAGGUAUGGGGAAAUCGGAUGGUGAUUCAGAAGCAGGUGAUAGUGCUGGUCCAAAGGUGACAUACGUACCACCACCACCACCAGAAGAAGAAGAAGCCAUCUUUGCACAUUACCAGACAGGGAUAAACUUUGACAAAUAUGAUAACAUUCUUGUGGAAGUUUCAGGACAUGACCCCCCACCAGCAAUACUGACCUUUGAAGAAGCUAAUCUAUGUCCAACAUUAAUGAAGAACAUUGCUAGAAGUGGUUAUCUUAAACUUACUCCAGUGCAGAAAUACAGUAUUCCUAUUAUAAUGGCAGGGCGUGAUUUAAUGGCAUGUGCCCAGACAGGAUCUGGAAAAACAGCAGCUUUUCUUAUACCAAUUUUGGCUCAUAUGAUGCGUGAUGGAGUUACUGCCAGUCAAUUUGAACAUCAGCAACAACCAGAAUGUAUAAUUGUAGCCCCAACUAGAGAACUGAUAAACCAGAUCUUUUUGGAAUCAAGAAAAUUUGCACAUGGAACUUGUAUAAGACCAGUUGUGACUUACGGAGGAACACAAACAGGUCAUUCACUUCGUCAGAUAAUGCAAGGUUGUAAUAUAUUGUGUGCUACCCCUGGAAGGCUUUUGGAUUUCAUAGGCAGAGAAAAGAUUGGGCUGAGCAAGCUACAAUAUUUGGUGUUAGAUGAAGCUGAUCGCAUGCUGGAUAUGGGAUUUGGCCCAGAUAUGAAGAAAUUAAUUUUAUCUCCAGGCAUGCCAUCAAAGGAAAAACGCCAAACACUAAUGUUUAGUGCCACUUUCCCUGAAGAAAUCCAGAGGCUAGCUGGAGAAUUCUUGAAAGCAGAGUACUUAUUUGUUGUUGUUGGACAAGUAGGUGGAGCCUGUAGUGAUGUUCAGCAGACAAUACUUAAAGUGAAUCAGUACGACAAGAGAGAGAAGCUUGUUGAGAUUCUCAAUGGCACAGGUGAUAAGCGAACCAUGGUGUUUGUGGAAACUAAGAAAAAAGCAGACUUUAUUGCAACCUUCCUUUGCCAAGAAAACAUAGCAACAACAAGUAUUCAUGGUGAUCGGGAACAGAGAGAGCGAGAAGAAGCUCUUUAUUAUUUUCGUUCUGGAAAAUGCCCUGUUCUUGUUGCUACAUCAGUAGCAGCAAGAGGUCUGGAUAUUGAAAAUGUUCAACAUGUCAUAAAUUUUGAUCUUCCUUCUGCAAUUGAUGAGUAUGUUCAUAGGAUUGGACGAACUGGGCGUUGUGGUAAUAUUGGCAAAGCAACUUCUUUCUUUGAUCCUAGUUCAGACAGUGCUAUUGCACAGCCUCUAGUCAAAGUGCUUGCAGAUGCUCAGCAAGAAGUGCCAGUGUGGCUAGAAGAGAUUGCUUGUACUUCUGGUGUAAUUGGUUUUAGCAGUCCAAGGGGAAACAUGUUUGCAUCUGUUGACUCUCGAAAGGUUUACCAUGGCAAAGAGAAUCACCCCAGCGGAGGAGGCGGAGGAUUUGCAGCAUCAAAUAUAAGUGCACCUGAUGAGUCAUGGGAUUGAGGCUACCACCUGUCAUGGAACUAUGUUCUUAAUUUACCAUGCUAAAUCUUCCAAACAAGAUGGUUAUAUGUGAAACUGGCUGGUUUCUAAACACAUUUAUUUGAUUAAAAACCCUGUGAUUUCAGUGUGACUUGCUUCUAAGUAAAUGUGCUUAGGAUUGUGACUUUAAAAUGUUCAAGAAAUGGUUAAUGUUCUGCCCCCUGUUGUUCAGGAAAGGUGAUUGGGAUAAACAUAAAGGAGUUAUUUGUUUUUGAAUUACUUAUUUUGCUGAUCUGUUCAAUGGUUGUGUGAAAUAACACCAGUUUUCCACAAGGAACUGUUGUAAAUUAUUGUAAAAACACUUAAUAAAAACUUAGGAUCAUG
Molecule: messenger RNA, 2574 nt
Organism: Lacerta agilis (Sand lizard)
Lineage: Eukaryota; Metazoa; Chordata; Lepidosauria; Squamata; Lacertidae
Gene: DDX4
Product: DEAD-box helicase 4
Exons: 21
Coding region: 37-2211 (724 amino acids)
Biological process (GO): cell differentiation; gamete generation
Cellular component (GO): nucleus; P granule
Molecular function (GO): ATP binding; RNA binding; RNA helicase activity
Source: RefSeq, a predicted model, not a curated record